This is a messenger RNA of Ochotona curzoniae (black-lipped pika), 2520 nucleotides long. RefSeq names its product pleckstrin homology domain containing B2 (gene PLEKHB2). Gene Ontology annotation, biological process: regulation of cell differentiation. Bases 86 to 751 code for a protein of 221 amino acids. The transcript has 8 exons. The record is from RefSeq and is a predicted model, not a curated record. Gene Ontology annotation, cellular component: membrane. Lineage: Eukaryota; Metazoa; Chordata; Mammalia; Lagomorpha; Ochotonidae.
GGGAGCUUAGGAAGCCGAGCGGCGCGCGUCCUUGCCCUACAUCCUCGGUGGGUGCUCGGCGGUCUCUGCUUUCCCAGGUGAAGAGAUGGCGUUUGUGAAGAGCGGAUGGCUACUGCGACAGAGUACUAUUUUAAAGCGUUGGAAGAAGAAUUGGUUUGACCUGUGGUCAGAUGGUCACCUGAUUUAUUAUGAUGACCAGACCCGGCAGAGUGUGGAGGAUAAGGUCCACAUGCCGGUGGACUGCAUCAACAUCCGUACAGGGCACGAGUGUCGGGAUAUCCAGCCUCCGGACGGGAAGGCCAAGGACUGCCUGCUGCAGAUCGUCUGCCGAGAUGGGAAGACUGUUAGUCUUUGUGCAGAAAGCACAGAUGAUUGUUUGGCCUGGAAAUUUACGCUGCAGGAUUCUAGGACUAACACGGCCUACGUGGGCUCAGCAGUCCUCUCCGAUGAGAUGGCCGUGGCUGCCUCCCCGCCUCCGUACACAGCCUAUGCCGCUCCGAUCCCCGAGGCCUACGGUUAUGGUCCCUAUGGUGGUGCCUACCCAGCAGGAACUCAACUCGUCUAUGCUGCGAAUGGCCAGGCAUAUGCUGUGCCCUACCAGUACCCAUAUGCAGGGCUCUAUGGGCAGCAGCCUGCCAACCAAGUCAUCAUUCGGGAGCGGUAUCGAGACGACGACGGUGAUCUGGCGCUGGGCAUGCUGGCUGGGGCGGCCACAGGCAUGGCCCUGGGGUCCCUCUUCUGGGUCUUCUAGGGUCCCCCGAGCCUGAGACCCUGUGCAUAGCUUCUGACGACCCUGUGUGCAAUAAUAUGAUUUGCAGGGCUUUUCUGUUCAUGACAGAUUUUGUUUUAAUAAUGACAUCAGUAGCUCUUUCGAAAGUAGUGAGUUGAUAAUUGUAAGUAAUCCACAGAAGUCCCACAGAGGAGAAUGGGCCGAGGAACCAUGCUGGUUAGCUGGAGUGUGGACUUUGAGGCUGGCCAGCUUGUUCUGAGAGUUUCUGAAUGCAACCCUGACUACCUUAUUUGAACAUAACUUGUCUUCAAAGGCACUUUCUCCUCACGGUUAAGUGUAGUGCUCCAAGGAUUAUUUUCAUAUUCUGUUAAUAAUCAUAGACAUCAGGGAUGUGAGAGUGAGUGUGCCCAAGAAGCUGCAGCAUCUUUUGUUUGAACUUUUCAGGAUCAGAACAGACUUGGCUGCAGACCCCGAGAGCCCUGGGCUCGUAGCUGCCUGGGGUCUUCCCGGAGGCAGUGGGUAUCAUCCCCCGGGACCUGCCCUCUGGGGCUCUGCAGUCCCUGCUACACUCUGGCUCAGGAUGAGGGGGCAGCCUCCUCCACUUUCCAAAUGACACUUCUGGAAUCUGCUUCAUCCUAGAGCUUCUCACCCACGUAUUCCUGUUUGGUUUUGAUAGCAAUCCUUAGAAAACACCCAUAUCAGGAGCUAGUUUCCGCCUUGUUGGAGAGUUAGAACUUAGUUUGUUUAAAAGUUGGAGAAGGCAGGAUAGCAAGCGUGGAGGUGGAUUUGAUUUAUUUGGAGACUGUUUUUAGCAUCUGCUUUAGGUACAUUAGCCUAAGCCCAUUUGCAGCCUGUUUUUCUACCCGAUGAGAAAGUCACGCAGAACAUUGAGGCACAUGCACGAGGGCGCAGUCAGGAGCAUCCUGACAUUGUGGCGUGUGGAAGGUGGCCCCUCUGUCCCACUCAAAGCCCAUGCUGUGUGAAGGCGGGGAUGGCUGUCCACUGCGUGCUGAGAAGCACCAUGGUCAGGAGAGACUUGGGUUGUAGAAGGGAGGGACUUGCUCAAGGUACCACUAGAACUGGCCAGGGCCCAGCCUUGAUGCUGCUCCCAGCCCACGUGUGGUAAGGGAAGUGUGAGAUGUGUAAUUUCCAUCUCCCCAGUGUGUGAAGUCUUGGAAAACCCAGUCAGCCUACCUUUGUCUCAAGUACUCGUUUUUCCAAUAUUGUGCAAUAUGUGUUGCAACUACCUACUUAUUUCAUGCAUUGCAGCUGUUAAUCACUUGGUUUUCUGUCCCGCAUACCUUCAUCUAUACACCUUCACACAGCACAGUGAGGUUUGCUGCCCCACACUCUGUAGAGUUUUGUUGUUAAAAUACACUCCAGGUGGUGCAGAUUCUGGGGUGUGUGUAUGUGUACACACACAAGGGUGCACUUGCCCGCAUCCGCGCCCUCUUGCUGCUCAGCCAGCUGUGUGCCUGAGGCCGACCAAAAGAGAUUUCCAGGUGCAGUCAGAUGCCCAGUGCACCUGGUGGUGACCACUGAUCUGUUUUGCUAGUCCAGCUGGGGACUCAGUGACGUGGGAGCGUGUUUCUAGCUAAAAGCAAAUCAUGUAUGUGUGUGUAGCUGUCACCUCUGGGUGGAUAUAGUUUGUGACCAUACUGAUGUUCCUUGUUUAAAAUGCUGCUUUAACUUGAGAUGUUGAUUUUACAUCCUGUGUCAUACAAAUGGCUUUGUUUUAGAUUGUAAUCAUUAAAGCUGUGGCAGAAUAUUAAAACCAGUUUUUAAUGUUG